This is a messenger RNA of Fundulus heteroclitus (mummichog), 1468 nucleotides long. RefSeq names its product alpha-L-fucosidase 1. Gene Ontology annotation, cellular component: lysosome. Gene Ontology annotation, biological process: fucose metabolic process; glycoside catabolic process. Bases 59 to 1405 code for a protein of 448 amino acids. The transcript is spliced from 8 exons. Lineage: Eukaryota; Metazoa; Chordata; Actinopteri; Cyprinodontiformes; Fundulidae. The record is from RefSeq and is a predicted model, not a curated record. Gene Ontology annotation, molecular function: alpha-L-fucosidase activity.
GCUGCCUUCCGACAACAACAGUGGCCGCACGUGACGCAGCGCAUCAACCCUCGCGCUCAUGGCUGCCGUCUUCCUUCUCCUCGUCGCCUUGGCGUCUCCCGCUGCGGCUCGUUACACGCCCGACUGGGCGAGCCUGGACGGCAGACCGCUGCCCUCUUGGUACGACGAGGCCAAGCUGGGCAUUUUUGUCCACUGGGGCGUGUUUUCAGUGCCCGGCUUCGACAGCGAGUGGUUCUGGUGGCACUGGCAGGGUCAGCAGCCGCCCGACCCGAAGUGCGUGAGCUACAUGUCCAAGAACUACCCGCCCGGCUUCAGCUACCCGGAGUUCGCCCCUCACUUCCGCGCUCAGUUCUUCAACCCGGAGGAGUGGGCGGACAUCUUCAAAGCCUCUGGCGCAAAAUAUGUUGUCCUGACUGCCAAACACCACGAAGGAUUCACCAACUGGAGGUCUCCGUACUCCUGGAACUGGAACUCUGUGGACACGGGUCCUUACAGGGACCUGGUGGGAGAGCUGGGGGACGCAGUGCGCAACAGAUCGCUGCACUAUGGCCUCUACAACUCCUUGUAUGAAUGGUUCAACCCCCUGUACUUGGAAGACAAGAAGAACGGAUUCAAAACCCAAAAGUUUGUGAUGCAGAAACUGCUCCCUGAGCUCUACAACAUGGUCGUAAGGUACAGACCUGAGGUGAUCUGGUCCGACGGCGACUGGGAAGCACCCGACGCCUACUGGAACUCCACCCAGUUCCUGGCGUGGCUCUACAACGACAGCCCGGUCAAAGAUGCUGUUGUGACCAAUGAUCGAUGGGGAGCCGGCUGCGCCUGCAAACACGGUGGCUUUUAUAACUGCGAGGACAAAUACACCCCAGGACAGCUGCCCAAGCACAAGUGGGAGAAGUGCACAUCUGUGGACACUUUAUCCUGGGGAUACCGUCGAAACAUGAAGCUCCAAGAACUGAUGGACCUGCCUGCUAUUGUUUACGAUCUGGUCAGCACGGUGGCUCUCGGAGGUAACUAUCUCCUCAACGUGGGUCCCACAGCCGAUGGGACCAUCCCCCCAGUGUUUGAGGAGAGGCUGAGGGGGCUGGGGGCGUGGCUUGAAACCAAUGGGGAGGCCAUCUUUGCCACCAAACCCUGGAGAGUCCAACUGGAAAACGCCACUGUGCCAGUGUGGUAUACCUCAAAAGGUCCAACAGUCUACGCCAUUAUAACAGCCAGACCCCCAAUGAGCACGCUGAAGCUGUCGAUCCCCAAAACAUCAGCAGCAACUAAGGUGACCCUCUUGGGAACUCCAUCGCCGUUACCCUGGGCUCCGGUCUACCCCAAUGCAGGUCUCACCAUCCUGUUACCUGAGCUACCCUCCACUGCCGCUCAAGCAUGGGCACUCAAACUGGACGCUGUGCAGUGAAAUUUCAAAUCAAAGCAUUUUACACUCUAAGGCCUAAUAUAUUAAAUGCAAUUCAUGUUUUUA